AUGUUAAACACAAGUUUUAUCAACACUUCUUUCUCUUUCAUUCAUUCUUGUCUCGCUUUCAUUUCUUCAUUUUUCUUCUUUCCUUCCUUCUUUCUUCCUUACAUUCCUUCUUCCCUUUCAUUCUUCCAUUCUUCUUCCCUUUCAUUCUUUUUUUUUCCUUUUCAUUCUUUCUUUCUUUUUUCCUUUUCAUUCUUUGUUUCUUUUUCCUUUCUUCCCUUUCUUUUUUCUUUCUCUGUCGUUGUUUUUCCUUCAUUUUUCAUUCAGGUCAUUGUUUUUCCUUCAUUUUUCAUUCAGGUCGUUGUUUUUCCUUCAUUUUUCAUUCUGCCGUUGUUUUUCCUUCAUUUUUCAUUCUGCCGUUGUUUUUCUUUCAUUUUUCAUUCAGGUCGUUGUUUUUCCUUCAUUUUUCAUUCAGGUCGUUGUUUUUCCUUCAUUUUUCAUUCAGGUCGUUGUUUUUCCUUCAUUUUUCAUUCAGGUCGUUGUUUUUCCUUCAUUUUUCAUUCAGGUCGUUUUUAUAUCCUUUUCUUUCAUUAUGUUAUUCUCGCCUCUUCUGUCCUUUUCUUACUUUUAUUUUUAUUUCUUUUCACUUUCUAUUGCUUUAUUCUUAUCGUCUCAUUUUCAUUUUUUUUUCUAUUUUUCUUCAUUUUCUUUCCUUUUUUUUUUUUUCUCCUUAUAUUUCUUAUUUUUCAUUCUUUUAUCAUUACUUUUUUUUCCUUUCUAUUUUUAGUUUUUCCUUCUUAUUUUCAUUAUGUCUACUUUUACUUUGGUUGCCCAACUUUCCCUCUCUCUCACUUUAUUUUUUUUUUCUUUCACUUAAUUUUCUUCUGUCUCUUUGUCUUUCUUUUACACUAUUUAUUUUUCACCUAUCUUUAUCUCACUAACCUUUCCUUUAUCCAUUCUUUCUUUUCCUUAUUUAAUUUUCUCAUUAUUUUCUCCUUUCAUUUCCUUUAUCUCUUGUGCCUUUUUCUUUCUUUUCUAUCCUCCCCAAUUAUUCUUUUUCUUUUAUAUUUCUUUUUUCUUUUUCCCUCUCUCUUCAUUUUUCUUUUUCCCCUCUCUCUUUUUUUUUUUUCCCCUCUCUCUUCAGUUUUUCUUUUCCCCCUCUCUUCAGUUUUUCUUUUUUCCCCUCUCUCUUCAGUUUUUCUUUUUUCCCCUCUCUCUUCAGUUUUUCUUUUUCCCCCUCUCUCUUCAGUUUUCUCUUUUUCCCCUCUCUCUUCAGUUUUCUCUUUUUCCCCUCUCUCUUCAGUUUUCUCUUUUUCCCCUCUCUCUUCAGUUUUCUCUUUUUCCCCUCUCUUCAGUUUUCUCUUUUUCCCCCUCUCUCUUCAGUUUUCUCUCUCUCUUCAGUUUUCUCUUUUUCUCUCUCUCUUCAGUUUUCUCUUUUUCUCUCUCUUCAGUUUUCUCUUUUUCUCUCUCUUCAGUUUUCUCUUUUUCUCUCUCUUCAGUUUUCUCUUUUUCUCUCUCUUCAGUUUUCUCUUUUUCUCUCUCUUCAGUUUUCUCUUUUUCUCUCUCUCUCUCCAGUUUUCUCUUUUUCUCUCUCUCUCUCUCUCCAGUUUUCUCUUUUUCUCUCUCUCUCUCUCUCCAGUUUUCUCUUUUUCUCUCUCUCUCCAGUUUUCUUUUUUCUCUCUCUCUCCAGUUUUCUUUUUCUCUCUCUCUUCAGUUUUCUUUUUUCCCCCUCUCUUCAGUUUCCACUUUUUCUCUCUCUCUCUCUUCAGUUUCCACUUUUUCUCUCUCUCUCUCUUCAGUUUCCACUUUUUCUCUCUCUCUCUCUUCAGUUUCCACUUUUUCUCUCUCUCUCUCUUCAGUUUCCACUUUUUCUCUCUCUCUCUCUUCAGUUUCCACUUUUUCUCUCUCUCUCUCUCUCUUCAGUUUUCUCUUUUUUUUUCUCUCUCUCCCCAGUUUUAUUUUUUCUCUCUCUUCACACUCCUACUUUUAAUGAUUCUUUCUUUCCCCACUUUCUCUUGUGCCUUUUUAAAGUCCUGA
Messenger RNA from Acanthosepion pharaonis, 1974 nucleotides. Lineage: Eukaryota; Metazoa; Mollusca; Cephalopoda; Sepiida; Sepiidae. The record is from the annotation of a GenBank genome assembly.